UUUGAUUUUGCUUGCAUUUUAAAUAAUAUUAUUGGAGGAGUGUUGGAUCAGAAGAAAAUAAUACUAAGUGUGUAAAUAGCUCUAAAGAUGUCGGUUAAUAAGGCUGCUAACUUGCGUUCUCAAUAUGAGGACUUGUGUAGAGAACUCAAUAUGGAUAGGGAGACUGAGGAUAUGUCGUGGAAAAUGUUCGAGGAAGUGUUGCAGCGUUCAACAUUGGAGGGUGAACCUUUACACUGGUUUUGUUGUGCACUGUAUGCUGCCUGCAGAUUAUCUUACACCCCUACAGUGGGUGAAUCUAAUGCAAUAGUUAUGGGUAAUUGCAUCUCCCUUAACAAAAUGCUUCGAUGUUGUGAUAUAAGUAGUAUAUCGCAAUUCAUAUUGAAAAUAAAAGUUUGGCAUGAAAUGGCAAAUUUACCAUGCAGUUUUCUACGCCAAAUUGAAAGAUUGGAACGAACUCCGGGAAUAACAUUUCAUCUUUACUGUAGAUACAAUGAUAUUUUCGAAAAGUUAUUCAUUUCAUCGCGUAACGAUAAAAAGAAUACAAAAUACAGGUCUGUUGCAAGAUGUUCAUCCACCAAGUUGUAUGACUUAUGUUGGUGUCUAUAUUUAUGUGCCAAGAAUGAAGACCCCAGUUAUAAUAUGGAUAUUGUAACAUCCUUUCAUUUGUUGCUGUGUUGCAUAGAUCUAAUAUAUUUAAAUGUGCUAGGAGAAAAUCGUGUAGAUCUCGUUAACAGGAAUUUUGUGGGCAUUCCGGAGAAAUGGGGUACAUCGUUAUAUGAUCCCCAACAGCUUCACAACCAUUGUAUUAUCGGAGCGCUAUGCACUUUAGCUGGAGCUUUGUCCAAUGAUGCUAAAGACAUGAAAGAAAAUCACUGUAAAAGGAUUUUUACCAAAUUUUUCAAAACAAAGACAAUACAUGGAAACGAGGAAACAUUUUUAGGAAUUAUUUCCAAUGAAAACUUCGAACGGAAUGUAAAAUCUUUAAAUAGUGCUUAUGAGCAGUAUGUACUCAGCGUUGGGGAAUUCGAUGAAAGAAUCUUGCUUAACAAUCCUAAUUGUAGGAAGUUAAGCAGUUCAGAUGCAGGAGUGGAAGGUCAUACCGCGACAAAUCCACAGACGCCUUACACUCGUAAACAUAGUUUGCCGAACAAAGAAGAUGUACCAGAACCAGUAGCCAGUGCAACUAACAAUGUAAAAAAGCUUAAAGAUAUAGCGAAAAUUUCCGGACCAACAGAAUUUAUAAGUCAAGCUGGUGUGGAAACUUUAAAUAAAAUUUCUGAAAAAUUGACUCAAAUGCAAAAUGAAUUCAAUUCAGCAUUGAAUAAUGCGGACGUCGGUAAUCGAUUUAAGACGGCAGAAUCGUUAUUUUUUUAUUUAUUGGACAAAAUUUUGCGAGUAGAAACCAGAACAAAACCUAAUAUAAAUAUCAAAAUAUUAUUGAGCACUGAAACUUUUAUAACAACGCUCAUCGUCUGCUGUGUGGAAAUUGUACUUGAUGCAUAUCAAUCGCAAAAGAAAUUUCCAUGGGUCUUAACGUGCUUCAAUAUAUCUGCUUACCAUUUUCAUAAGAUUAUAGAAAUAGUUGUAAGGAGCCAUGAUGAACUGUUGUCGCGGCCGUUGAUUAAACAUUUAAAUUGCAUUGAAGAGACUUGCCUUGAAUCAUUAGCUUGGAAGUGUGAAUCGCCCUUGUGGGACAUCAUUAGAACUUCUGCGUUGCCCACAUGGUCUGAUGUAGAUGUUGAUAAUUUAGCAAAACGAAAUCAACCUCAAAGUAAGAUAUCAAAACUACAGCAGUCCCCCAAUUGUUCAGCUUAUGAAACAUUUAGUUCUGUAAUUGUCAAUGAGUCCACACGAAGAGAUCUCUUUAAUAGUGCACGAGAAAGCUCUAAUGCAAGAGAAACACUUGUAAAAAAACCGUUGGAAGGAGCUAAGCCCACAGCGUCAUUGACAAUAUUUUGUAGAAAAUUCUAUAAACUGGCAUGGAUUAGAUUGAAGGAGUUGUGUCGUGAACUAAAGUUGGCUGAGGAACCACAUUUAAAUAAAUUAUGGACCCUUUUUGAAUAUUCAAUAACCCAAAGGACAGAGUUGAUGCAAGAUCGUCAUUUAGAUCAAAUGCUAAUGUGUGGCAUUUAUUUAUAUAUAAGGGUGCAGGAUAUAAAAUGUAAGUCUUUUACGGACAUAAUGAAGUUUUAUAGAAAACAACCUCAAGCGCAAAGUCGCACCUAUAGGGAGGUUCUAAUUGAAACGGCUGACGAAAAGAAUGGAUCGCAUGCAAAAUAUCGGGACAUAAUAUAUUUUUAUAAUAAUAUAUAUGUUAAGAAUUUAACUCCGUAUGCACUUAAUUUUAGUGGGAGACAACAAGCGCAGCAGAAUGUGCCCUUGUCUCCCCAUCCGACGGAGAAGCAGUCAUAUCCGCGAAAAUUAUCAAAUAAUCUAAUAACAGUAUCGAGAAUGGAAAAAUCCGAGCAUUCACAUUCGCCUUUUCUAACAUAUGAAUUUUCGAAAAGUCCUGGGAAAAACCUUGAGGAACUGAAUUAUUUUAUACGUAAAGGAAAAAGAAAUUUACCUUUUACUGAAUUCGAUGGCAGUGAUGGACAUAUCAUUGAAAGUAAAAUUGCGAAGAAAACGCCAGUAUUUUUACAAAAAUGCAGAGGAGUUUUGCAGGAUAGACAAGAAGAUAUAAAGUGAAAUUAUUUUUAAUUAAUAGUACAUAACUAAUUUAAAUUAACUGUUUUAAAACUUCUGAUCUUGCAGCUAUUUUAUGAAAUGGCUGUCAUUAAAAGUUGCAAAUGAAGAAUUUAGCUGUAACUCUAAUUAUAAAUAAGCGACAACAUAGGUACAUAUAAUAUAUGUAUGUAUAUACAUACAUUAAUAAAUCAAAUUCAUAUUAACAUAAUUGGGAAAAAACAA
Zeugodacus cucurbitae (melon fly) is the source of this 2910-nucleotide messenger RNA. RefSeq names its product retinoblastoma family protein. Gene Ontology annotation, cellular component: chromatin; nucleus; transcription regulator complex. The record is from RefSeq and is a predicted model, not a curated record. NCBI's taxonomy places the organism in Eukaryota, Metazoa, Arthropoda, Insecta, Diptera, Tephritidae. The transcript is spliced from 15 exons. Gene Ontology annotation, biological process: regulation of transcription by RNA polymerase II; negative regulation of G1/S transition of mitotic cell cycle; cell differentiation. The coding region runs from base 88 to 2688 and encodes 866 amino acids. Gene Ontology annotation, molecular function: RNA polymerase II transcription regulatory region sequence-specific DNA binding.